Hibiscus syriacus is the source of this 1186-nucleotide messenger RNA. Its product is annotated as WAT1-related protein At5g40240-like. Gene Ontology annotation, molecular function: transmembrane transporter activity. NCBI's taxonomy places the organism in Eukaryota, Viridiplantae, Streptophyta, Magnoliopsida, Malvales, Malvaceae. Gene Ontology annotation, cellular component: plasma membrane. The transcript has 7 exons. The record is from RefSeq and is a predicted model, not a curated record. The coding region runs from base 30 to 1115 and encodes 361 amino acids.
UUAAAAUCGGAGAAAAAGAGGGGUUGAAGAUGGAGGAAGAAAGGAGAUGGCGAAUGUAUUGGUACAAGCAUAUCCUUCCAUUUGCAGCCAUGGUGGCCGCCGAAUCUGGGAACGUAGUGGUCAACAUCUUGUUCAAAGCUUCCACUUCCAAGGCCAUGAUGAGCCACUACGUCUUCAUCACUUAUGCUUAUGCGAUUACUGCCCUCGUUCUCUUCCCUUUACCUUUCAUCUUCUACAGUGGAAGAGUGGUUUCUACUUUGAAAUUCCAUAUUGGCUCCAGAAUUUGCCUUAUUGGGCUCACUGGGUUUUUAGGUCAGAUAUGUGCAUAUAAAGGUAUAGAAUACAGCUCCCCAACUCUUGCUUCAGCAGUCAGAAAUAUCUCACCAGCUUUGACCUUCAUUCUUGCUGUUCUUUUCAGGAUGGAGAAAGUAGCAUUGAGAAGUAUAAUCAGUCAAGCUAAAAUAAUGGGAACCAUAGUAUCGGUAUGCGGUGCAUUAGUAGUAGCACUUUGUAAAGGCCCCGAAGUGUUUUCAUCAUCAUCAUCUGUUUUACAUCAACGGUUUCUGGGAUCGUCGGAAUCUAAUUGGAGAGAUGGUGGACUCUUGCUUGUCGUUGCCUAUCUUCUGUUUUCCAUCUCCUGCAUUCUUCAGGCUGAGGUGGUGCAGAUAUACAAGCAAGAGUUGAGCAUAGCCUGCUUUUAUAACUUGUUUGCAGCAGUUAUAGCAGUACCAGUAUCCUUAAUGGCAGAACCCGACAUGACUUCUUGGAGGCUAAAACCUACAUUAGUCAUUGUUACGGUCUUAUAUUCGGGAGUGUUUUCAGCGUUGAGCUCUUUAGUGCACGUCUGGGGCAUUCACUUGAAAGGACCGGUCUAUGUUGUAAUUUUCCAACCAUUGUCGAUUGCUAUCGCUGCUUUUAUGAGCGCCAUAUUUCUUGGUGAUCCUCUACAUCUUGGAAGUGUUAUAGGAGCAGUCAUCUUAUCCAUGGGAUUUUACGCUGUCAUAUGGGCGAAAGCUAAAGACGAAAGGAUUGAUGAGGACUCUGGGUUAAGUAGUGUGGGGCACUUGCCCAAUGAUAUGGUCCCUCUAUUGCAAGACCCAAAACCAUACGUGUAGCACUCAAGACAGGAUACAUAUUCAAACAUGACAGUAUUCAAGUACGCUCUUUCAAAUGUGUAAAAUAUCUU